AUGUCGGCAUCCUUUUCAAUAAACGAUUUAAACCCUCGUCGCGUGUUUGAAUCAUUGUGCCAGAAAUGCCAAGCGUUCUCUUCCGCAUUCAACAGAGGUUAUACCUCAUCAAAAGACCCUCACCCCUUUGACCACCAUGAAAAUUUUCUAUCGCUACAAGCUUCUGCUGAUGCGGGAUGUCCACUCUGCCAGUUGAUGUGGCAGUACGUCGUUUGGGACUGCCAACUGAGCGAACCGUUUCAGAACCUACUCAUGACAGAAUGGCGGUAUGAGGGAUCCAGCAUAAAAGUCAGAUUAACAACUACCUGCCCUUCUUCCAACAUAUUCCCUGCUUAUGAAACCCCUCCUGAACUACUUGCUCUUGGCAUUGAAGUUCCCCCGCCUUCCUAUCGCGACGUAGGCAUUCCCACCAUCGAAUUGGUUCAAGAAUAUCUUCAGGAGAUGAAAACAAUCUCAAUCAAGGAAUCAAUGCCUGGUCCUGAGAAUGAGGACUUGAAGGAGCUUAUUCGGGCGGAAGUUUGGCCAUGGAUCCGGAAUUGCCAGUCUCAACAUCCACAGUGCGCGGCAUCAGUGGCAGCCGUGGUCCCUACAAGGCUCAUCGAUGUUGGCCUGGACGGUGACGAAAUGGUAAAGCUGAUCCAAACAGACCAGAAAGCUCUUGAGUACAUCGCUUUGAGUUACUGCUGGGGAAAGGGAACAGCGAACAGCAAAGCAAGAACGACGUCGAAGAACCUACAAUCUCGCCUGAGCGGAAUCUGGAUCAAAGAUCUCCCAGCCUCCAUUCAAGAUGCCAUUACCAUCACCAGACUGAUGGGAGUCAAGUACAUUUGGAUCGAUGCUAUCUGCAUUGUUCAAUCAGAUGGACCGAACGACCUGGGGGACUGGGCGACUGAAGCGGGAAGGAUGGGCGAUUACUACUCUGGUUCUCUAUGUUGCAUUGCUGCUUCUUGUGCCAACAGUAGCACUGAAGGCUUUCUGAGACCGAGACCACUCGGCCGGUUCAAGAUCAAACCAAUUCCAGUACCAUUCAAGGACGAGAAUGGCCAGCAGAGGUAUGUGUGGGCUCAGCUCCGGCCUACCUUGGAUAGCGCUCGCUGGACCUACCGAGUCAGACACCCCCUGAUGGAGCGCGGAUGGUGCCUCCAGGAGAGGGUGCUAUCGCGUCGAGUGUUGCACUGGACUUUGAGUGGUUUGUUCAAGGAGUGUCGAAUGACGCACCCUCUUAUUGAGAGUGACCAACCAAGGGAGAUGGAAAAGGAACUCGUUAGGCACCAUAUUCUAUCACUGAGUAAGAGGGAGGCUCUCGGAGAAGCAUGGUGCGAACUGGUUCGCGACUACUCGAAUAUGAAGCUGUCCUUUGCGUCAGAUAGGAUGGUGGCCAUCUCGGGAGUUGCAACUUUGCUUUCCCGGAAGCAUCACGACGACUACUUUUACGGCGCAUUCAGAUCAAGCUUGGCAGAAUGUCUUCUCUGGUGGUCAAGUGAAGACUCAAACACCGAGUAUCCGGGCUGGUCUUGGUUCUCAGUCAUGAAGAAUAUCGAUUUCCCAACAUUGUCGAUGGCCAACACUCGGAUGGAGCAAGAUACCAGGCAAUCACUGAUUCGCCAGGUUCUUCCAAACCCUUUCCCAAAGAGCCAUGGCCUGACAAGCCCCGGAAGCCGUUUGGAACAGACACUGGAGAUUGAAGCGCCCCUGAUUGAACUCGAACUGGCUGAAAAGAUGGUACCUUACCACUUACAAGUGAAAAUUCCGGGUACAAGCCGGCUAUUUGCAGGAUGGGAUUGUUUGUACCAGGGAAAGCCCGUGGAAGGAAAAGCUCGUGGGAGUGGUGGUGCUGUUGACGUGGUGCUCUUGCUGGGAGGCAGAGAGUACAACGGGCUUGUCUUGUCCAAGAAGAGAGACCAAGAAUGGGAAAGGGCUGGUAUAAUUACUUUAAGGUCAGAGGAUGAGACUGCAGUGCAAUGUGUGGAUGGGUUCAUCAGGAAGGUUGUUCUAGUGUAG
Molecule: messenger RNA, 2001 nt
Organism: Fusarium keratoplasticum
Lineage: Eukaryota; Fungi; Ascomycota; Sordariomycetes; Hypocreales; Nectriaceae
Product: HET domain-containing protein
Exons: 2
Coding region: 1-2001 (666 amino acids)
Source: RefSeq, a predicted model, not a curated record